Porites evermanni is the source of this 300-nucleotide messenger RNA. NCBI's taxonomy places the organism in Eukaryota, Metazoa, Cnidaria, Anthozoa, Scleractinia, Poritidae. The record is from the annotation of a GenBank genome assembly.
AUGCGGCGCAUCAAAAAGUUUGUUCCCGUAACUACUCUGGAAACAGUUUAUAAGGGCUUAGUUCAGCCAUAUUUUGAGUAUUGUUCUCCUUUGUGGGAAACUUGCGGCAAAUUAUGAUUACGAUUUCAGUCACGUGCUGCUAGAGUUCUCACAGGUGCCAGUUUUGAUAUUCGUUCCGCAGACUUAAUUGACUCUCUUUCUUGGCAAACACUUGAUGAUCGACGGCGCUGUGCAAAGUCAAUGUUAAUGUAUAAAAUAUUAAAUGAUCGCACCACCCCCAGCCUAAGGACCUCUUUUGUG